AUGCAACCCUUAAAUCUUGAGCAAGAGCUACAAAACUUUCAGCAACAAAAGUACCCCACAUUAGAGCAAACAAUAGCCAAUAACCAACAAGUACUAUCCAAGCGUAAACGAUUUUUUACAACUGACUUGAAACAAUCAUUUCAACUACUUGAAAUUGUCACUAUUGUCCUAAUUUAUUUACGAGAUUUGUCAUUUUUCCAACUUUUCCUUCGCAGUACCAUCCAUUUCGCCAUUUUGAGCAUAAACCCUGAUUACGUCAGUCGAUAUUAUAUGUUCUCCACCCAUCAUAUCAAGACCAUGAUCAAGAUGAGCUUUCGUGGUGUUGUGUUUAUGAAUUUGUAUUGCUUUUUAACACAUUUAAUCUUUGGUGUCUAUUCUAGAAGCCCUAGUAGUAGUCGAAGUGAUGCUGGGGAUGAAAGUCUGGGGUAUUUAUAUGGUGGAUUGACUGUACAAUUUAUUGGGGAAAGAUUGCCCUAUAAUCGAGGGGAGUUGUUGGGAUUAGAUGUGGCUGUGUUUGUAUUACAAAUGAUUCUUUUAUAUUUGCAUGGUGUUGUUGGUAAUGAGGAAGUAUUUGAAGAAGGAGAAGACGAAGACGAAGAAGAAAGAGCCGGACAGGGUGAGGUAUUGAAUGGGAGGAAUACGACUAGCCUUGGCGAAGGAAGGGCAACCGAGGAUAUAGGAAGGUCCUUGCUGCUGGUUCUGCUGUCACAGAGUGGUGCUGAGGAUAUACCAUUAAGUGAAUUGCUAAACAAUGGACAUCUUGAUGAUGAAGUGAUUAAUAAAGCUCGAAUUGAAGGGGAUGGUUAUAACGGAAACGUGCAAUUGAUGACUAUUGAUUUACUUGAUGGUGUUAAAAAGAUGAUGAAUUUGAAGGUGAAUAUACAGGGUGCUGGAGAGAGUAGUGGGUUAUCCACGUCUUCUUCAACAUUGCCUGGCGCCUUUCCAAGAGUGUCUGGCUUGGUAUGA
Lodderomyces parapsilosis is the source of this 966-nucleotide messenger RNA. RefSeq lists its product as uncharacterized. Gene Ontology annotation, biological process: protein processing; SREBP signaling pathway. Gene Ontology annotation, cellular component: Dsc E3 ubiquitin ligase complex. The record is from RefSeq and is a predicted model, not a curated record. The transcript has a single exon. Lineage: Eukaryota; Fungi; Ascomycota; Pichiomycetes; Serinales; Debaryomycetaceae. Bases 1 to 966 code for a protein of 321 amino acids.